Gasterosteus aculeatus aculeatus (three-spined stickleback) is the source of this 2469-nucleotide messenger RNA. It is a transcript of the gene jazf1b, whose product is annotated as JAZF zinc finger 1b. Gene Ontology annotation, cellular component: nucleus. The record is from RefSeq and is a predicted model, not a curated record. NCBI's taxonomy places the organism in Eukaryota, Metazoa, Chordata, Actinopteri, Perciformes, Gasterosteidae.
CAAACCGCCUUCCUUCCGGUCUCGUUGUCUCUCCUCCUCUCUCUCUCUCUCUCUCUCUCUCUCUCCAGCUGGUUUGAUGCGGAACGCAGGAGAGGUCCCCGCGCCGCCCCCGCCGCUCCAGCUGUUCCCACCGCUGUCCGCCCGCCGCCUCCCCAGCCGCCCCCUCGUUUUUCCCGAUGCAGCAACGACCAUGACAGGCAUCGCCGCGGCUUCUUUCUUCUCCAACGCGUGCAGGUUCGGCGGCUGCGGGCUCCACUUCGACUCGCUGGCGGAGCUCAUCGUGCACAUCGAGGACAACCACAUCGAUACAGACCCCCGACUUCUGGAGAAGCAGGAGCAGCAGCAGCCAACAUAUGUUGCCCUCAGCUACAUCAACAGGUUCAUGACGGACGCUGCGCGGCGAGAACACGAGACUCUGAAGAAGAAGGCGCAGCCCAAGUUGUCUCUGUCUCUGACGGGCAGCCUGUCCCGCAGCAGCGUUUCCACUCCGCCCCGCCACACCAGCGGGAGUCUCACCCCUCCGGUCACCCCACCCAUCACCCCUUCCUCCUCCUUUCGCAGCAGCACGCCCACAGGGAGUGAGUGUGAUGAGGAGGAGGUAGACUUCGAGGAGUCCGACAGUGAUGAGUCGUGGACCACAGAGAGCGCCAUCAGCUCCGAGUCCAUCCUCAGUUCUAUGUGCAUGAACGGAGGGGACGAGAAGCCUUUCGCUUGCCCCGUGCCUGGCUGCAAAAAAAGAUACAAGAAUGUGAACGGGAUCAAGUAUCAUGCCAAGAACGGCCACCGAACCCAGAUUAGGGUGCGCAAACCCUUCAAGUGCCGGUGUGGGAAGAGCUACAAAACGUCUCAGGGUCUCCGCCACCACACCAUCAACUUUCACCCACCCGUCUCCACCGACAUCAUCCGCAAGAUGCAGCAGUAGAGGCGGAGUGAUCGAGCAGCGCUCUCCCUCGGGCCACUUCCCGACCAUCUGAACACCACCAUCACCAGCAUUGGCUGUUUCCCAUUCCACCCCCUUCACCCACAACCCUCCCCCCUCUUCCUUAUCCCACUUUGCUAUGACGCUAGAUUUGACCGCAUGGUAUAAAUGUAUUAUUAUUCAUCCUUAACUUUUAUUCGAAAUGUUGAUUUUUUUUUAUGUAGUUCACGUUUUCUGUGUUUUGCACAUUUAAGCAAUCAUUUAUACAGUUGACUAUACUAUUCUUUGUGUUCAACAUAUGGUGCUUGUUGAUGAUGACGGCUCGUUGUAGUCUAAAGAACUGCCAGAACACGUCUCGAGUAGCCUUGCAUGUACAGUAAGCUGCUUGUUAAGGUAGCGUGGCGUCAAGAGGAAACAGGGAAGAUUUGAGUGUUUUCUUUUUUGUAGAGAAAGGAGGCAAAGUUCCCUGGUCUCUGUUGUAUUUGAACCUAAUUUGACAGAAUCUGAAUGUGUGUGAUAUAUAUUAAGUUUCAUUUCCUAGCAGACUUAAAUGUUAAUGAUCCAUUUUUUUUAUUUAGUUACUCUUCUGUUCAUAUCACAAGUUCCAAACCUCUGUUUUUUACUGCAAACACUUGUGUGUGAGCACCAAAGGCUGAUCUCAGGUGACGUUUGCAAGCUUUUCAGCUCCACGUUGCCACAUCGUUACCUAACGGUGACUUUUGCAGUUUUACGGCGACGGAUUGAAGCACUUUUUAAUAACAAGUUGCCAACAAGUCAGCAUUUCUUUUUUCCAAUGUUUCUCGUUUCUGGUGUACGUGCUGUAGCUACCAAAACGAGGCGAAAGGCCUUCAGAGCAGAAGUUUGCAAGUUGUACAUUUCUCCAGGGGAUAAUGUACACCAAACCUCCAGGGUUCCCAGUAUUGUCAGACUUCUGUAUCUACAGUAGUUGCCUUGAAAUGUAAAUCAUUCCAAUCAGUACAGAUCUUUGUAUUUGACAAAUUCAGCUAAGUGCAGACAAAACACAGACAGCCGCUCACCCCAAACGGUUUGCUGUUCGCCGACUACGGUCUUAUGAAACUAUCACGGAGUGAAGUUGUGGCUCGUCAUGUAUUUUGCUAGUUUAUGUUGAGCUGUGAGAAGAAAAACCAUGCAGUUUUCUAUUGUGUGCCAUAAAAACGCUCAGUUGAGGGUAUGUACAACACCAUUCAGAACCUUGAGAUAAUGAACCGCAGCUCAUGAAAUGCAACAAGAUGGUUGAUUUAUCAACUUUAAGCCAUUGGGUAACACUGCAUGGACAUUAAUGUUAGUGAGCAACGGUGCAUUCGAGAUAUGGGACAGUACUGUACUGCCGGUAUGGAGGAAAGUCUUUGAUAUAGUGUACAGUGAAUGUAUUGUUACGUGUUAAGUGCAUUAAAUUAUAUUUUCAUAUUGUGUAUGAAAAAGGCAACACCAGAGGUUGUUGGGAGAAAUAAUGUUGUGCUGUAUUUCUUCAAAAAGCUGCUUCAUGUCAACUUUUGUUACAUUUAGAAUAAAAAUUCCUCUGACGUGUG